AUGAAGGCCCAUGAAGGUCCUAGCCGACAUCUUCAUGGAGGAGUUCGAGUCUUCCUCUCUCCUCACAGGAGCCUGUGGCUACGCUACGUUGAUGACACCUUCGUAGUGUGGCCCCAUGGCCCGGACACACUCCAAGACUUCCUCCAGUACCUCAACAAGCAACACACCAGCAUCAGCUUCACCAUGGAACAAGAACAGCACGGCACCAUUCCUUUCCUGGACGUCAAGAUCUCCAGGAAUCCGGAUGGCACCCUGGGACAUAGCGUCUACAGGAAACCAACCCACACCGACCGCUAUCUCCACCAGCGGUCGUUUCAUCACCCCAGCAUCAAGUCAUCGGUCAACCGCACCCUAGUACAGAGAGCCUUUGAGGUCUGCGACCAAGACAACCUCAAGCGUGAACUCAAGCACAUCCAGGCGUCACUACAACGGAACGGCUACAAACCCAACCGCAUCACGAUCAGCAAACCUGACCAACGGGUCUCCUAUACACAAGGUCCUUCCACUGUAUCUCCCUCAGUCACUCUUCCUUACAUAGAUCCAGCUUCUCAUCAUAUGCAACGCAUCCUCCGACAAGCCGGCGUCAAGGUGUACCACUCAUCUGGCAACAAGCUCCAAGGCAGCCUCCAUACUCACAAGGACAAGCAGGACUCCUCUUCCAAGGCGGGAGUCUACCGCAUUCCAUGUGAAUGCGGCAAAGUCUACAUCGGCAAAACCGCUAUGUACAUCUUUUGCAUGGUGGUGGAGUCGUGUGCCUCAAUCUGCGUAUCGGUCUUCGUCCUACGACUGUUUCAUACACCAGCUGACAAGCCCAUACCUGUCCCAGACAUCCGCUGUCUGUCCUACAUCGGCCAUCAGCCCAAAGAGCGGAUUACCUGGCAGGUGGUAGCUCGCAUCUUUGACAAGGCAAUGUUUGUCUUGUUUAUCCAUUCUGAUCAUGACUUUUCAUAUUUGGCUCUUAUUGAAGUCGUAUAG
Messenger RNA from Patiria miniata (bat star), 975 nucleotides. RefSeq lists its product as uncharacterized. Bases 1 to 975 code for a protein of 324 amino acids. The record is from RefSeq and is a predicted model, not a curated record. NCBI's taxonomy places the organism in Eukaryota, Metazoa, Echinodermata, Asteroidea, Valvatida, Asterinidae. The transcript has 2 exons.